Messenger RNA from Euleptes europaea (tarantolino), 1121 nucleotides. It is a transcript of the gene GPANK1, whose product is annotated as G-patch domain and ankyrin repeats 1. The transcript has 2 exons. NCBI's taxonomy places the organism in Eukaryota, Metazoa, Chordata, Lepidosauria, Squamata, Sphaerodactylidae. Bases 27 to 1076 code for a protein of 349 amino acids. Gene Ontology annotation, molecular function: nucleic acid binding; protein binding. The record is from RefSeq and is a predicted model, not a curated record.
CAUAGCCAGCCCUACUCGGUAUUGCCAUGAACCGUGGCCCGCAACUGAUCGCUUUCACGCGUGCCCGGGAGGAAUCGGAUCUCUGGAGAGAUGGGCACGUUCAGAAAAAAAGCCACCAAGUCACCCCUGUUGUUGGCCAGGCGGAAGGGAACACAGGUGGAGAAACGGCACGUAGCUUCUAUGAGAGCCUGUUACUUUCAAGUGAUCCUGGAAAAGCCUCACAGAGGAAACGCAAGGUGCGUUCUGCGCGCCCGCCAGUCCAGGAAGCUCCUUGCACCCAGCACCAGCCUGCGCAGACAGACACCCGCAAAGGAAACCAGCUCUUGAAAGCUGCCCAAGAUGGGCACCUGAAGGCCAUGAAGACAUUGGUGGAGAAGGACAGGUGUGACGUGAACUUUAGAGACGAUUAUUAUUGGACAGCCACAAUGUGUGCGGCUUAUGCUGGGCAGGUGGAGGCUGUGAGGUACCUUCUGAGCCACGGCGCUGCCUGGGUGGGGGUUUGUGAGACGCAAGGCCGGGAUGCUGUGGAUUUGGCGGAAGAAGCGGGGCACCAGGAAGUGGUGGAAGUCCUCCAGGAAAGCGGAAGGCCCUGUGUGAAGCAGGAACCCUCCAGUUCACAGAUGCCACCGGAGAGAAAAUACUGUGCCGUGUGCCAGACUCACUACAACGAGGACACCGUGGCCCUCCACGAACGCUCCACCGCCCACCUUUUCAAUCGGCGCGACCCCCUGCCCCCGACGCGGUACCACAUCCCUGAGAACAACGUGGGCUUCCAGCUGAUGGUCAAGGGGGGCUGGGACCAGAAAGCCGGCUUGGGACCGGAGGGUACAGGCCGCAAGUUCCCGAUCCAGACAGUUCUCAAGCGGGAUCAGAAGGGCCUGGGCUUUCACAGCAACCUCAAGCCAAAGGUUACCCACUUCGAUGCCCAUGACCAAAGCGCUGUGGAGCAGCCCAGAGGCCAGUGGCCCAGGACGGAAAGGGCCGCCACUGUGGGGAAACGGGAGGCUCGGCGCCGGGAGGCCAAAGCUAAGGCUUGGGAACGCAACCUCCGCACUUACAUGAACCUUGACCUUUGAACUCUUGCUGGACAGCGGAGCGUUGUGAACCAGUUACACCUUCCU